This is a messenger RNA of Mitosporidium daphniae, 2316 nucleotides long. RefSeq lists its product as uncharacterized. The record is from RefSeq and is a predicted model, not a curated record. Gene Ontology annotation, molecular function: protein binding; histone H3K4 methyltransferase activity. NCBI's taxonomy places the organism in Eukaryota, Fungi, Microsporidia. Bases 1 to 2316 code for a protein of 771 amino acids. Gene Ontology annotation, biological process: positive regulation of DNA-templated transcription. Gene Ontology annotation, cellular component: histone methyltransferase complex. The transcript has a single exon.
AUGCCCACAUUGUCCCGUGGAAUGGAAGUUGAUGGUUUUAAGCGGGGACAUCAGAAUAUUAAAUGCAUUUUCUCGGAUUUAAUGCGCAUGAAAACGAAUUUACACAAUUUUUUUCUUCCUCCAAAUAUAUUGCAGGAGGUGCCCUCAACUUUGCCAAAACCAGCUUCCAGAGUUGAUAAAAUUGCUUCUGAAUUAAUUGAUUGCUGCCCUUUUUGCGAUUACAGCAGGUAUGAGAGCUUUUUGGGAUAUUCUGAAUUUUCUGAGCCCUGCAUAAAACCAUUGGAAUGCAGUUUUGAUCCGAUCACUGGAAUUUCUGUGGUGCCCCCUUUUUGCCUGCCCUUUUCUUUGAAUCCGAAUGAUGGGGGUUUUAUCGAUAACUACAUUUACAAACACGCCCUUCUUAACCUAUUAUCCUAUUCGAUUAAUUGUACAGACUGCAGUCAAGUUUUUCACAUUGAAUGCGCGAGAAGAAAUUCAUCCACCAAUGCUGUUAUCCCUUUAAUUUAUUCUCGCGAUAGAGACAAUAAAGGCAAUAGGGAGCCUUUUGAACUAGUGUUUCCAAACGCAAUUAUUUGUCUUCGAACGCAGCAAUGUUUUGAUUGUCUUUUUUCAGGGUCCAAUGAUAUCCAAAAAACCGCAGUCGCAAGCUCAGUAGAAAAACCAGCCAACAAUUUACAAGAGAAAUGCAGUAGAUGCUGGAGAGACUUUCAAUUAUCACAUUUAGUUGCUGUUCAGGCCCGCCUACUUUAUGUAAACAAGAAUAUUAAGGAAAAUCAAUCUUAUUCUGAGCUGAUUUGUUCAUCGUGUCUGGAAUGUUCCCAUUGCUUAUCUUCUGGGGAUGAUGAUCCAUACUGCUCUACAUCUAUACUUGGAUUGCCAAAGAAGCAACAGUCUCUUCCUUGGGUUGUAUUUUGGAUAUAUUCAGCCCCGCCUCUUUCCUUGCUAUUUUGUGGAGGAUGCGCAUCAGCGAUGGAUGCCAAGGAAUAUUGUCCAAUUUGCUUUCAAUUGUACGACAGAGACAAUUUUUCCAUACCAAUGGCUAAGUGUGACGACUGUAAUAGGUGGAUCCAUGUUGGAUGUGAUCCAUCCAUCGAUCUUUCUUGGUAUGCUUCUGCUUCAAAUGGAAAUGGGGCUCUUCAAUAUACUUGUCCCUGUUGUGUACGGGGAAAAUCGGUAUGCCUUUCAAACGAAAAUAAAAGUGAAAUAUCCUCAACACUGCCAAAUCAUUCAUGUUCCUUCUAUUCGUCUGGUACUUGGAUUUUAAGCCAUGGGGUAGUUCCUUAUUCCCCAACCCCUCAUAUUCCAGGCAAGUGGAUUAAAAGCUUGGAAAGUGGAAAAUGGCCCGUUGAACUUGUAGUGGCCAGAUUCGUUCCUUCCUUUAGGAGUCUUGGGAAAAAAACUCUUCUUCUCAUAAAGGUUCUUCGCGGUUGGGAACCCGCAGGACAAUCUCCAAGGCUUGAAAUCCGAUUCUUGGAUCACACUGAAAAUGGUUCUCCGUGCGCUUUUAAAUUAGACAGCCUCAAUGAUUGGAAAUCUUUAUACAUCGAUUUAUGGCUCACAUGGGUGGGAUAUUGCUCGCCAUUUUCUAGAAUACACUGUUUAAGCUUUAUCCUUGGCGAAUCUGUCCUUCAAUGUUUGAGGUCUGCUAGCUUCAUUUCUUGUAACACCCCAUCAUCUUCAAAGUGUACCAGAGCAAUUCCUGGCAUUAAACGCAAAAACAAUCUUGGCUUUGGUCAAUUAAGGCACGCUGUCAAUGGCACGUGCAACAAUGAAAUGGUUUCAUCGAUCAGCCUCAAUUAUUUCGACCGCAACUAUAGCUCGGUAAAUUCCCUCUCUAUUCACCGAUCAUCCAUUCAAGGAUUAGGUGUUUACGCUAAGGUAUCGAUCGAAGCAAAUGUCCCGCUUCUUCCCUAUUAUGGUGUCAUAGUUGGCCCUCAUUUAGCAGAGAACCUGGAGUCUCUGUAUGAAUCCCUUGGUCUUGGAUGUUAUUUUUUCAAAAUUUCGUCAACGCUAAUUAUUGAUGCCACACUUGGAGGCUCUUCUGCCCGAUUUGUGAACCAUUCCUGUGAUCCGAACUGCGUAACUAAAUCUAUUUGUUCUGCAAAGGCUUCCUUUUCAUAUAAGCUAAAAAAAGGCGGCAUUACCUGCACCAACAGUUGCAGGCCGUCUUGUUCGAUUGUCGUUAUUUAUUCAAAGCGAGAUAUAAAUCCAGGCGAGGAGCUAACUUAUGACUACAUGUUUAAAUUGGAAGGGGACCAUUCACUGCGUAUUCCUUGUGGAUGUAGAUCACCAAAAUGUAGAGGCUUUAUGAACUGA